AUGCAGGAGGGUCACCCUUUGGCCUACAUCAGUCGACACUUGAAAGGGAAGCAACUGUUUCUCUCCAUCUAUGAAAAAGAGUUAUUGGCUGUUGUCUUUGCUGUUCAAAAGUGGCGCCAUUACCUUCUUACAAGCCACUUUGUGAUCAAGACAGAUCAAAGAAGCUUAAAAUACCUUUUGGAGCAACGCUUGAAUACUCCAAUUCAACAACAAUGGCUUCCUAAACUGCUGGAAUUUGAUUACGAAAUUCAGUACAAACAAGGGAAAGAAAAUUUGGUUGCUGAUGCCUUAUCGCGGGUUGAAGGAGCAGAGAUACUCAACAUGGCUAUGUCUGUUCUUGAGUGUGAUUUUAUUCAACAGAUUCAGGCUGGUUAUGAUUCGGAUAUCGAGCUACAAGAGUUAAUUGGUGAACUAAAGCUCAAACCGCAAGCUAGAAAACACUACUCUUGGUCACAAAAUAUCGUAAGGCGAAAGAGCAAGAUCGUUGUUCCUCAUACUCCUCUUCUACGAGGUAAAAUUUUGGAUUGGUUACAUAGUUCUGGGAGUGGUGGACAUUCUGGACGAUGUGAUGAUAGGAUUUGUGUGUGGGUGUGA
Microthlaspi erraticum is the source of this 594-nucleotide messenger RNA. NCBI's taxonomy places the organism in Eukaryota, Viridiplantae, Streptophyta, Magnoliopsida, Brassicales, Brassicaceae. The record is from the annotation of a GenBank genome assembly.